Messenger RNA from Drosophila miranda, 2257 nucleotides. Its product is annotated as ankyrin-1. The transcript is spliced from 9 exons. NCBI's taxonomy places the organism in Eukaryota, Metazoa, Arthropoda, Insecta, Diptera, Drosophilidae. Bases 147 to 1994 code for a protein of 615 amino acids. Gene Ontology annotation, biological process: positive regulation of transcription by RNA polymerase II. Gene Ontology annotation, molecular function: protein binding; transcription cis-regulatory region binding. Gene Ontology annotation, cellular component: nucleus. The record is from RefSeq and is a predicted model, not a curated record.
GCAGAUUCCACAUCCCUGGCAAAUUUAGUUGGAAAACAUAAACAUUUAUUUUUGUCGAGGCGAUUGGCUUAUUUUAUCAGAAAAUCAGCUUACAGGUAUGCUUACUAAGAGGUUCAUCGUGCUGCUGAAAGUGUUUGCAUGCUAAAAUGCAGAGCCAAGGCGGCCCCAGCAAGGUUGUCGCUACACUCCGAGCGGAUGGAAAUGUGUAUCCAAUGGAUCCCACUGAGCAGUCCAACUUGCUUCACUACGAAAUUCGGACCGAAGGGGAACACCAACUAAAGAAGGGCAAUGGGUCUGGAACAUCAACUGUUGUUGACCUGGGAAAGCAACUGCUUCAAUGCGCAAGGGACAGCGAUGUGACUGGCGUCAAAACGACGCUUGCACAUGGAGCCCCCUUUGCCUCCGACUGGCUGGGAAUGUCCGCGCUGCACUUUGCUGCCAUGAACAAUCAACUGGAAAUCUGUGAAAUACUUCUACAGGGCGGCAUCAAUAUGGACGCCAAAACAAAGGUGGACAGAACGCCUCUGCAUUUAGCCUGCUACUACGGCCACGAGCGAGUAGUCAGCUUAUUGUUGGCGCUCAAGUGCAGCGUCAAUUCUCGAGACAUGCUUCGAAUGACGCCGCUUCAUUGGGCCGUGGAGAAGAAGCACAAAACCAUUGUGCGAAUGUUACUAAAAUGCCAGGCGGAUGUGUCGCUAGUUUCGAAAUUCGGCAAGACCCCAAUUGCAUUGGCCGUGUACACUGAACAGGCGGAUGUGUUGGCGGAACUGGAGGCGGCGCGGCAGGCCCAGGCCAGUCGAAAGUUUAACGAGGAAACGGAGUUUUUACGCUUACUUAUCAACCUAUCGAUAUACGAUUUCUCACUACCGACGAAUGCGAUAAACCGAUUCCAGCGGCAGACACAUAAAAGCAGAAAGGAAACCAGUGAGGCGGUCAAUUCAAUAAUGAACGAGCCCGGGGACACCAAAAGGAAUGACGAUACAGAAAUGUCAGUCGAAGAAAGAAUGGAUGUCCUGGAAAACCUCCGCGGCCACACUAACGUGUUGGGCAACUCCGCGUUGAACAUGCUCAAGACCCACGGCAUUGCAGACAUGAUGCAGGAGAACGACGACGACGCCUCCAAGGAAAUGUUGAAUACGGCAUUGCAAAACGGUCGACAGCUCGUGCUCUCCGAAGGAGGCCGUAUGCUGUUGCACGAAACAAAGUCGAGCAUAAACAUCAAGCAAUAUGUGAAUGGAAGUGCCAGCAAAAGCCCAAAUGCGGGUCUUCGUCUCACCCCCAAUAACUCGCCCCCUCAGAAGAUUCGGAUGAAUGUCAUCAAGCAAAAGGAGCCAGCGUCGUCCAAUCCGCAUGGGGUGUCCAAGAACAAGAACAUACGCAUAAUCUCGUUGACUGAUUUUAAGAAACUUUGCGGGACGGACAAUCAGCCAAAGUCCUUACAAAAAAUACCCGCAUCAUUGGCAAGCUCUGGAAUGGUACGUCAGCUCCCCGAUGGCACCAAAGUGGUGAACAUGCGUCAGCUUCAGUCUCGUCAGCUGAAACUUCCAUCCGUUCAGAGAACCCUGGAACCCAGCAUGCUGGAUGAGCAGCAGCAUCUGCUGAAAGACGUUAUUUCCCCAUCGUCCCAGCAGGCCCCCGCGGCGAAUCCCGCUACGGCGAGCACGCUGAGGGGCCAAGUGGGCACCGUGCAGACAAUACAGCUGCGUCCAUCCCCAGCAGCUGGAGCUGCCCUCGGGACAACAAGCAACGGAGUUGCCAGCAAGGCUGUGGGCAACGUAGCAAAGCUCGGCGCAAAGGGCGCUAAUGUAAUGCCGCUGCUGACUUCUUCUGAAAUUUGUCGGGAACUGCACGAGCUUCGACGGCAGAACGAGGAAUUGCGCCGGCGGGUGGAUUCCUUUCACCGAGAAAAGGAGCAAAUGGUGAAGCGCAUUGACCGCUUGGAGCAUCUUGUGUUAAUUCGCGAGGCAGAAAUCGAUUAUUUAGGCGACUUGUAGUUUAGGACCUAGAAUAAACUUCUAUGUAAAUAGCGGAUAGCACUAGUGCAUACCACCGGAGGGAACUUUUUAUUUAAUAUGUCACUAUAUUGACUGCUGCCGUACGUAUCGGCGUACAGUUUUCUAAUGGAGGAGCUCAACAGUUAAGUUAAGUUUUAAAAAUAGUUUAUUAAGCUAAUCAGCUAAGUUUAAGUUCAGUUGCUAAACACAAAUUGUUUGAGCGGUUUCAUAACAUUUUCUAACAGAUUUGUAUUAAUAUGAAA